AUGUCAUUAACAUCAAUAUUUUAUUGUUUCAUUGUUAUCUUUAGCUGCGUCGAAGCAAUUUUAUCCAUUAGCCCGAAUCAAGUUCUGGCCGAGGAUCCUGUUUAUGGUGGGACGCCUCUACAUUGGGCCAAAACCGCUGAGAUGAGUCGUCUACUGCUAGAUCGAGGGUGUAAUGUUAACUACCUGAGCAAAACUGGAGAGAGUCCAUUACACAUCCUAACCAAGAGGGGGCGCUUUGAGGCUGCAAUGACAUUGCUGACCCAUGGAGCCGACCCCAAUAUUAAGGGCCAGGAUGGAAAUACAGCUCUUCACCUUGCUAUGAAGUUGGAUCACAUGGACCUGAUUAAAGCUCUCAUGGUGUUUGGAGCGGACGUCGAGGUUUACAAUGAUCUCGGAGAGACACCGGGACUCAUCGCGGCCCGCACCAGCAAGGGGCCCAACCGCAAGGUGCUCUUGAACAUGCUGUGUAGUGUAGGGGUUGAACGGUGUCACCCCCCCUCCCGCGACACCCCUCCCCCAAGAGUCAGCAAAGCUCCGCCUCCUGCUCUAGGGUUUGAUGACAUUGUGCAUGUGGCGGCAGCUGUUGCUGCCAUGAGCAGAGGAUAUACAGAGGUAGACGGGCCCGAGAGAGGAUGCAAGAAAAUGGAGAGAUUGCUGUGCCUUGAUGGUGGAGGAAUAAAGGGUCUGGUUCUGAUCCAGUUGUUGAUCGCUCUGGAGAAAGGGUCAGGUCGGCCCAUUAGGGAACUCUUUGACUGGGUUUCUGGAACCAGCACUGGGGGCAUUUUGGCCUUAGCUAUUGUACACGGUAAAUCGAUGGAGUAUCUGCGCUGUUUGUACUUCAGAAUGAAGGAAGAGGUGUUUAAAGGCCCCCGGCCGUAUGAGUCUGGGCCACUGGAAGAUUUUCUCAAGAAAGAGUUUGGGGAGAAUACCAAGAUGGCGGAUGUCACACACCCAAAGGUGAUGGUGACUAGCGUACUUGCAGACAGGCAUCCAGGAGAACUGCAUCUGUUUAGAAAUUACGACCCACCGGUCCUGCAAAGAAGCCCUCCGUACACGUCUACGGCCACGUUUAAACCCCUAACUGUACCACAAGAACAAUUAGUUUGGCGUGCCGCCCGCUCCAGCGGAGCCGCUCCUACGUAUUUUCGGCCAAUGGGUCGCUUUCUGGAUGGAGGUCUGCUGGCCAAUAACCCGACGCUAGAUGCCAUGACGGAAAUGCAUCAGUACAACAAAGCCCUAAAGGCACAGGGCCGUGAGAUGGAGGUUUGCAGGUUAGGUGUGGUGGUCUCAUUGGGUACCGGUAAACCACCACAGGUUGCUGUGACCUCGGUGGACGUUUUCAGGCCUUCGAACCCUCUGGAGCUCGCCAAGACCUUCUUUGGAGUCAAAGAACUGGGCAAGAUGCUUGUGGACUGUUGCACAGACUCAGAUGGCUGUGCGGUGGACCGUGCGAGCGCCUGGUGUGAGAUGGCCGAUAUAAACUAUCACAGGUUGAGUCCUCAGCUGUCUCAAGAGGUGAUGUUGGAUGAGGUCAGUGACUCUGUGUUGGUUGACAUGCUGUGGGAGACUCAGAUGUACCUGUAUGAGCACAGAGACGUUAUACAAACCAUCUGCCAGCAGCUGCUGCAGCUCUGACACAACACAAACUCUUACAGAUACCUACAAGCUUAAUAUGCAAAAAAGUUAUGCACUUGUUUACAUUGGUGUAUAUAACAUAUAAAGUUUUAUUUGUGUGAUACACAAGUUGGACUGAGGUCAAAACGACAUACAUGAAGUAUAUGACUAUAAAGUAUAUGAAGAAGAGUGUUGUGAAGUGCUUUACAUAUUUUUAUGGAUGCUAAUAUUCUCAGUAUUUCUGUGUGUGUCAUUUUCAAAAACAGGGCAAACUUGUAGCUUUCUCUAAAUAGUUUUUUAUGUAAAUGCAUUCAUUUAACUAUUUAACAAUCUAAGAUUAAUGGGGGGAUGUUUUUCAAUCUAUCAUGUAUUGGAUUUGUAUACUUGAAUUUGUGUAUUUCUCAGUCUAUGACAGAUAGAAGUCGUAAUUAAAGAUAAUACUGAAGUUUCUUUAAACAAUGAAGAAGAUCAAGCACUCAGUACCUCCUGCAUUCCUCAUUAGCAUUGUUUUGAAUUCAUUUUUGUUUUGUGUUUUUGUAACAUGCUUUUUGUUGACUACCAACAGUUUUUUCAUCAUGUGUAUUUUAUACUUGACACUGGAAGUAAAUCUGUUGUUUGAAGACCAAACUGACAUUUUACCAUAACUUGCUGCUGUAGUGUUGUGGGUUUGAAAUCUUUUAAUGAUAUGAAGUGAUUAUAAACCUGAAAUAUACAAAAUAAAAAUAUUGCACUGAUAA
This is a messenger RNA of Paramisgurnus dabryanus, 2351 nucleotides long. Its product is annotated as 85/88 kDa calcium-independent phospholipase A2-like. Gene Ontology annotation, cellular component: mitochondrion. Gene Ontology annotation, biological process: positive regulation of ceramide biosynthetic process; cardiolipin acyl-chain remodeling. The record is from RefSeq and is a predicted model, not a curated record. Gene Ontology annotation, molecular function: long-chain fatty acyl-CoA hydrolase activity; protein binding. Lineage: Eukaryota; Metazoa; Chordata; Actinopteri; Cypriniformes; Cobitidae.